Molecule: messenger RNA, 6163 nt
Organism: Lotus japonicus
Lineage: Eukaryota; Viridiplantae; Streptophyta; Magnoliopsida; Fabales; Fabaceae
Product: nuclear pore complex protein NUP205
Exons: 46
Coding region: 236-5920 (1894 amino acids)
Cellular component (GO): nuclear pore
Source: RefSeq, a predicted model, not a curated record
UCUUUACCAACAAAGACAAAGGCCUUGAGUUAGGCCUCAUGGCUCAACAAUGAACACAAUAUUGAGUCUAGUUUUGAUACUUACAAGUCUACUCUUGUGAACUUUGGUCUCCAUUAUGAAUAAUACCGAGGGCUUGUGGAUAGAUAUCAACUCUUUAGGCUCCCUACUUGUCACAAUUCCUGCUACUUCGCGACACUUCCAAUCCAACUAAGUGUCUUCAUGGCCUUCUUGGAGCAUGUUCAGGGUUUCGUCACCGCAAAUGGUUUCUCCCAAGCACCUCCUCUCCACCCUCGAAUCGGUGCUUCUCGCCCCUACGCCACCGACGGCGGCGCAACGAGUUGAGCUCUUUCACGCCAUUCGCUCUUCUCUCCACUCCUUCCAGUCGCUUCUAUCCUACCCGCCUCCGAAGCCCUCAGAUCGAAGUCAAGUGCAGUCAAAGUCAAUUAGGCUUCCGGAUUCUCCUCCUAUCUCGCUUGAUGACCAGGAUGUGCAGAUUGCACUUAAAUUGAGUGAUGAUCUCCAUCUCAAUGAAGUAGAUUGCGUUCGCUUGCUUGUAUCGGCUAAUCAAGAGUGGGGCUUAAUGGGAAGGGAACCACUAGAAAUUCUACGGCUUGCAGCAGGACUCUGGUAUACGGAGAGAAGAGAUUUGAUAACAUCCCUCCAUUUGCUGUUAAGGGCUGUGGUGCUUGAUCAGGGACUAGAAGAUGAUGUAUUGGUUGACAUACAGAAAUAUCUGGAAGAUCUUAUCAAUUCUGGACUUAGACAGCGGUUGAUUUCUCUAAUCAAGGAACUCAAUAGAGAAGAACCUUCUGGUUUCGGUGGUCCUCAGUGUGAGCGCUACAUUAUUGAUUCACGAGGUUCUCUUGUGGAGAGGCUGGCAGUGGUCUCUAGAGAAAGACUUAUUUUAGGACAUUGCCUUGUCCUUUCCAUUCUGGUUGUUCGGACAAGUCCCAAGGAUGUAAAAGAUAUUUUUUCUGUUUUGAAAGAUAGUGCUUCUGAAGUUAGUGAGAGCAUUGCCCCCGUAAAAUAUCAGAUUACCUUUAGUCUUCUCUUUGCCGUUGUGAUUGCAUUUAUUUCAGAUGGUUUGAGUACAGUGCCUGACAAAGCAUCUGUCCUUUCUUCUAAUGCCUCCUUCAGACAUGAAUUUCAUGAACUUGUAAUGGCUGCUGGAAAUGAUCCAAUUGUUGAGGGCUUCGUCGGUGGCAUAAGGCUUGCUUGGGCUGUACGUUUAAUGUUAAUACAAGAUGGUGUUGCAGCAAGGGAAACUGUUUCAAGCGGUUCAUCAAAUGAAAUGGGUUAUCUUAGUCAAUGUUUGGAAGUCAUUUUCUCAAAUAAUAAUUUUCAGUUUUUACUGGAUAAAGUUCUUCGUACUGCUGCCUACCAGACUGAAGAUGAAGAUAUGGUCUAUAUGUACAAUGCUUAUCUUCACAAGCUGAUUACGUGCUUCUUGUCUAACCCUCUAGCAAGAGACAAGAUAAAAGAGUCCAAGGAGAAGAUUAUGAGUGUGCUUAGUCCAUACCGAUCUGUUGGAACACAUGAUUUUGCUCAGGACAGUAACUCAAGUUCUCUACAUGGCACUGAAAUGGGCUCUAUUCCAUUUAAUUCGAUCUUGGACUUUGUGAGCGAAAUUUACCAGAAAGAGCCAGAGCUCUUGUCUGGCAAUGAUGUGUUGUGGACAUUUGUAAAUUUUGCUGGAGAGGACCAUACAAAUUUCCGAACGCUUGUGGCUUUCCUGAAUAUGCUGAGCACUUUGGCUUCUAGUCAAGAAGGUGCUUCUAAGGUUUAUGAGUUGCUGCAAAAUAAAUCAUUCCGCUCCAUUGGGUGGAGCACUUUGUUUGAAUGCUUAACAAUUUAUGAUGAGAAGUUCAAACAGUCUCUUCAAACUGCUGGAGCAAUGUUGCCUGAAAUUCAGGAGGGAGAUGCAAAAGCACUUGUGGCAUACUUAAAUGUUCUAAAGAAGGUUGUUGAAAAUGGGAACCCAAUAGAAAAGAAAAACUGGUUUCCAGAUAUUGAACCUCUGUUCAAACUUCUCAGUUAUGAAAAUGUACCCCCGUAUCUUAAGGGUGCUCUAAGGAAUGCAAUAGCCACAUUUAUACAUGUCUCUCCAGUGUUAAAGGAUAGCAUUUGGACCUAUCUUGAGCAAUAUGAUCUGCCGGUAGUUGUCGGUCCUGAUGUUCAGAAUACUCCCUCCGUGGGCACUCAGGUUUAUGAUAUGCAAUUUGAACUCAACGAAAUUGAAGCAAGGAGAGAACAAUAUCCUUCAACUAUAUCUUUCCUUAAUUUAAUAAAUGCUCUUAUUGCUGAAGAAAGAGAUUUGACUGAUAGAGGGCGAAGAUUUAUUGGAAUCUUUAGGUUCAUCUAUGAUCAUGUUUUUGGGCCAUUUCCUCAAAGAGCCUACACUGAUACUUGCGAAAAAUGGCAGUUGGUUGGUGCUUGCCUUAAACAUUUUCACAUGAUAUUGAGCAUGUAUGACAUCAAGGAUGAGGACUACGAGGGUGUAGUUGACCAGUCUCGACUUUCAACAACUAAAGAAUCAUCACCCCUUCAGACACAACUUCCUGUUUUAGAGUUGAUGAAGGAUUUCAUGAGUGGAAAGACUGCCUUUCGGAACAUAAUGAGUAUUCUUCUGCUAGGAGUGAAUUCCAUAAUUGCUGAACGCAGUAGUCAAAUAUAUGGGCAGCAUUUAGAGAACGCUGUCCAGCUUUCCCUGGAAAUUAUAAUACUUGUCCUUGAAAAAGAUUUACUUCUUUCUGAUUAUUGGCGGCCUUUAUACCAGCCAUUGGAUAUUAUACUCUCCCAUGAUCAUAAUCAAAUUGUAGCCCUGUUGGAGUAUGUCAGAUAUGAUUUUCAGCCAAAAGUUCAGCAAUCCUCUAUCAAAAUCAUGAGUAUUUUCAGCUCUCGCAUGGUUGGGCUUGUUCAACUAUUGCUAAAAUCUAAUGCCUCAAACAGCUUGAUAGAAGAUUAUGCAGCCUGCCUUGAGUUAAGAUCAGAAGAGUCUCAGAAAGUUGAAAAUAAUAAUGAUUCCGGCAUUCUUAUUAUGCAACUUUUAAUUGAUAACAUAGGCAGGCCAGCUCCAAAUAUAACUCACUUACUACUUAAAUUUGACAUUGACACGCCUGUUGAGCGGACCGUUUUGCAGCCUAAAUUUUAUUACAGUUGCAUGAAGGUUGUUCUUGAUAUCCUGGAGAAGCUUUCGAAGCCUGAUGUAAAUGCGUUACUUCAUGAAUUUGGUUUUCAGCUCUUUUAUGAACUGUGCGUAGAUCCACUAACAUGUUUUCCUACAAUGGAUUUGUUGUCAAAUAAAAAAUACCAAUUCUUUGUCAAGCACCUUGAUACAAUUGGUAUUGCUCCACUUCCGAAAAGGAAUAGCAACCAGCCACUUCGUAUCAGUUCCCUUCACCAGAGAGCAUGGAUCUUAAAACUUUUAGCUGUUGAACUACAUGCUGGUGAUGUGAGUAGCUCCAAACAUAGAGAAGCAUGUCAGACAAUCCUUUCCCAUCUUUAUGGGCAAGGUAUCACUGAAAUUGGUGGAGGCCAGGCCAUUUCUCAAUUUUCACUUCAAGGUGCUUCUGAAAAUGCUGCUAUUAGAACUGUUAGUAAGAGUAAGGUUUUGGAGUUGCUUGAAAUCAUCCAGUUUAGAUGUCCAGAUUCCACUACUAAGCUCUCAAAUGUUGUGGCUGGUAUGAAGUAUGACUUGCUGCCAGAAGAUAUACUAGGCAAUCCUGGAAAUUCUGGAAAUGGUGUUUACUAUUAUUCUGAGAGAGGUGACCGGCUAAUUGACCUCGCUUCCUUCCACGACAAACUCUGGCUGAAAUAUAAUUCUGCAUAUCAACAUGGGAGUAACCUUGGUAGUGAUAUUGAGCUAAAUGACGUUCGUGAGACAAUUCAGCAAUUGCUGAGAUGGGGAUGGAAAUACAAUAAAAAUCUUGAGGAACAAGCUGCACAACUACAUAUGUUGACUGCCUGGUCUCAAAUUGUUGAGGUAUCUGCAUCUAGAAGAUUAACAAUGCUUGAAGAUCGAUCUGAAAUUCUCUUUCAAGUCCUUGAUGCAUCUCUUAGUGCUUCUGCUUCUCCAGAUUGUUCAUUGAAGAUGGCAUUCAUACUGUCACAGGUAGCUUUGACAUGCAUGGCUAAAUUGCGAGAUGAAAGGUUUAUGUUUCCUGGAAGUCUAAGUUCUGACAAUAUCACAUGCAUUGAUCUCAUCGUGGUGAAGCAAUUGUCAAAUGGUGCAUGUUUGACGAUAUUAUUUAAGCUUAUAAUGGCAAUCCUGAGAAGCGAAUCCUCAGAAGCUCUUAGGAGGCGUCAAUAUGCCUUGCUUCUUAGCUAUUUCCAAUAUUGUCUAAAUGUGGUUGAUCCGGAUGUUCCAACCUCAGUUCUUCAAUUCUUGCUGCUCAAUGAACAAGAUAGCGAACAUAUUGAUCUCCCAAAGAUUGACAAUGAACAGGCAGAAUUGGCUCGGGCAAAUUUUUCUACUUUGAGGAAAGAGGCUCAGAGCAUCUUAGAUUUGGUCGUAAAGGAUGCAACCCAUGGCAGUGAACCUGGAAAGACAAUAGCACUCUAUGUUCUUGAUGGAUUGAUUUGUAUAGAUCAUGAGCGAUAUUUCUUGAGCCAACUUCAAAGCAGGGGAUUUUUAAGGUCUUGCUUUACAGCCAUAAGCAGUGUUUCCAAUCAGGACGGUGGUCUUUCACUGGACUCAUUGCAGAGGGCAUGUACCUUCGAGGCAGAACUUGCUUUACUGCUAAGAAUCAGUCACAAAUAUGGGAAAUCUGGAGCUCAAGUACUGUUCUCCAUGGGCAUAUUUGAGCAUCUUGCAUCCGGCAGGGCAAUUAAUUUACAGGGAGGCUUAAGGUGGGUUGAGACAAGACUUAGAAGAGAUGUGGCGGUGGAUGUAGAUAGACAGCGAAUGAUUAUCACUCCAGCCUUGAGAUUAGUCUUUUCAUUAACUUCCUUGGUUGAUACAACAGAUUUUUUGGAGGUGAAGAACAAAAUUGUCCGCGAAGUAAUUGAUUUUGUCAAAGGGCAUCAAUUACUCUUUGAUCAAGUUCUUCGGUUAGACAUUGUUGAAGCAGAUGGGUUACGAAUGGAGCAGAUCAAUCUAGUUGUUGGUAUUCUUAGCAAGGUUUGGCCAUAUGAAGAAAGCAACGAGUAUGGUUUUGUUCAGGGGCUUUUUGGUUUGAUGCAUGCUCUUUUCUCUCGUGACUCGAGCUCAAAGGUUCCAAGUUUUGCUCAAUCAAGAGUGUCUCCUGAGAAUCAGAGGAAUUCAGAACUACAGAUAUUUAACUUGUGCUUCAGCCUGAGCUCUUACUUAUAUUUUCUAGUCACAAAGAAAUCUCUGAGAUUACAGGCUUCAGAUUCCUCCUCCAGUUAUCCUACUUCCAUAGAACUUCAACAACCAACAUUGAGCUUGCUUAAUUCUCUUCUUACAUCUGUUACAUCUGCACUUGAAAGGGCGGCUGAGGAGAAAUCGUUGUUACUGAAUAAGAUUCGAGACAUAAAUGAAUUGUCAAGGCAAGAGGUGGAUGAAAUCAUCAAUAUGUGUGUCCGGCAAGAGUCUCUGUCAUCUGCAGAUAACAUACAAAAAAGGAGAUACAUUGCGAUGGUAGAAAUGUGUCGAGUUGUUGCUAGUAGGGAUCGGUUAAUCAUUCUACUACUCCCACUUUUGGAACAUGUCCUAAAUAUCAUCCUCAUCCAUCUUCAGAACAGCUCUAUUGCACUUGAUCCUGCCAUGAGCACAAAAACAAUUACAUAUAGUUCAAAGUGUGAUCCACAACAGGAUAUGGCUUUGUUUUGUGGGAAGUUAGUUCCAACUCUUGAAAGACUCGAGUUGCUGAGUGAGGAGAAAAUAGGGCACAAUCUCAAAGUAUUCCAAAGAUUAACUACUUCUGCCAAAGAGAUUGCAAUACAAAAGUUGAUUUUGUAGAUAUAUUAAAGUAUCCAAUACAAAUUCAGUUGCCUUGAUUGGAUCAACUGCCUGUACACUGUAAAUUGUAUGAAGUGUAAGUGUUCUUUCUGAAUUAAUUUAAAUUUGCAAGAUAUGGAGUGAAAUUUUGUAGUGUAAUGGUGAAAACUUGUUUAAAUUAUGUACUUUAAACCUGUACAUAAUAGUUAGAGUUAUAGAAUAGAUAAUGUCAUCAUGCAAUCCCUUAUCCUUCACACAAGAUAA